UCAUCUGGGGAGCAUUCUUUGCUAAAAACUUCAAUAUUAGUAUAAAUUUUUGGUAAAAAAUGUUGGCAUUUUAAUUGGAAAACAGAAGAUAAUAAAGAGACAAUGUGUCUGCACGUGUGUUGUGGUUUUUUGUCACUCUACAUCGGGUGCGUCGCUAUCGGGAUUUCGGGGAUGAUAUUUAGUAUCGUCCUCUUCGCUAUAGCCCUAUUCCACUUGGUCCUCCAAACGAAAAUAAGGCUCGCUCUUGUGGUGCUUUCGAUGGCCACCGCUUUGGUGCAUGGACUGAGCAUGGCGCUGUUACUCAUCGGCACCAUGCUGGAUGUCUGCUGGACCAUAUUUUUAUCCUUCGUGGUUGGGAUAUUCUCCACUGCGCUUAUAAUUGGAUCCCUGGCGGCACUCUUUUUCGAAACUGAGAAUCCUGUCCACCUGGUGGGUGGGGUUAUCUUGGCCUUAAUUCAGAUAUACUUCAUGUGGAUCAUUAUAUCCACUUGGUGGUGCUGUCGAUCGUGUCGCAACGACUGCUAGUUGUAAAAUGUAUAAAUAUAUAAAAUAAAUAUAUAAAUUAC
Drosophila bipectinata is the source of this 566-nucleotide messenger RNA. RefSeq lists its product as uncharacterized. The record is from RefSeq and is a predicted model, not a curated record. NCBI's taxonomy places the organism in Eukaryota, Metazoa, Arthropoda, Insecta, Diptera, Drosophilidae.